GCAGAUUGUUGUCCUUCCACUGAGGAGAGAUACAGACACUGAGAGACAUAUAUUCAAAGCAAAGACAGGACGUCCCCUGGGGGAAAACAGCUACAGGAAGAAACAAUAUAAGAGAAUAUGGCUUCUCUAUUAGAAGAGGAUCUGUCCUGUCCUGUCUGCCAGGACAUCUUCAAAGAUCCUGUUGUCCUGUCAUGUAGCCACAGCUUCUGUAAAGACUGUCUGCAGAGUUGGUGGAGAGGGAAGCUAGUAUUGGAGUGUCCAGUUUGUAAAGGAACGCCUUUACAGCGUGAUCCACCUCGUAACUUGGCACUGAAGAACCUGUGUGAGACGUUCAUACUCAAAAGAGAUGAGGGAGGUUCAGCAGAGUCUGAGGCUCUCUGCAGUCUGCACUCUGAGAAAUUCAAACUCUUUUGCCUGGACCAUCAGCAGCCAGUGUGUCUCAUCUGCAGAGAUUCAAAGACACACAAAAAACACAGAUUUAUACCCAUCAUUGAAGCAGCACAGGAUCACAGAGAGGAGCUCCAGAAAGUUCUGAAGCCCUUACAGAGGAAGCUGAAGCUCUUUGAACAAGUUAAAGAAAACUGUGAUCAAACAGCAGAACACAUUAAGGUCCAGGCCGAACACACAGAGAGACAGAUUGAGGAACAGUUUAUGAAGCUUCACCAGUUUCUACAAGAGGAAGAGGAGGCCAGGAUCACUUCACUGAGGGUGGAGGAGUGGAAGAAGAGUCAGAUGAUGAAUGAUCAGAUUGAGGCUCUGAGCAGAGAGAUAGCAGCUCUUUCAGACACAAUCAGAGCCACAGAGGAGGAGCUGAGAGCUGAAGACGUCUCAUUCCUGCAGAACUACAAGGCUGCAGUUAAAAGAGUCCAGCAGCGCCCCCUGCUGGAGGAUCCACAGCUUCCCUCAGGAGCUCUGAUAGACGUGCCUAAACACCUGGGCAACCUGACCUUCAACAUCUGGAAGAAGAUGAAGGAGAUGGUCUCCUACACUCCCGUGAUUCUGGAUCCAAACACUGCUCAUCCAGAACUCAUCCUGUCUGAAGAUCUGACCAGUGUGAGAUGUGGAGAAGCACAAAAGCUUCCAGAAAAUCCAGAAAGGAUUUAUUUCUACCCCUCUGUCCUGGGCUCUGAGGGCUUUAAUUCAGGGACUCACAGCUGGGAUGUUGAGGUUGGAAGCAGUCCGGUCUGGGCAGUGGGAGUGUUAGCGGAGUCUGUCCUGAAUAACGUAGACAGACCGUCUGGAUUAUUCAGAAUUGUGUUCUGUGAUGGUGAGUUCACAGCGGACUCCAAUCCAAAUCACCCCACUGUUCUCCCAAUAACAAAGAAGUUCCAGAGGAUCAGAGUCAAACUGGACUGGAACAGAAAAAAGCUGUCAUUCUCUGAUGCAGAUACUGACACACACAUACACACCUUUACACAUCCCUUUACUGAGAGGCUGUUUCCAUACUUUAACUCUGUAAAUACAUACCCACUGAAGGUUAUCAAACUUCCUGUCUUUGUGGGAUUAAGACAGUAGACAGAGAGAUGAUAUGGAUGAUGAUUAUGUGAGUGAUGAUGUGCAUAUUUUCCUUUUUUUUUUUGUUAAGGCAUUUCAGUAAUGCUGUUUUAGACGUACAGUGACUUUAUCAAUGUGAACAUGGCCUGGGUUUAGCCUGUCUCACAGCAGCACAUUUGACGCAGUUGGUUUGAUCUUAGUCUAAAAAUAAAAAGUUGGCAGUUGGUCCUGUAAAACCAGUCACCAAACCAUAUGCUGUUACUGAAAAUGUUAACCUUAUCUAGUCUGUACAAAGUGAAAGCCUUCCCUUACCUAAACUAGGGUGAACAUGCACCCAUGAAGUUGCUUUUUUUUUGCUUUUUUAUUAUAGUUUCGUCCAUAAUUUUUAUCAGUUGUGGGUAACAUUUUACGUAGGAUCUGAGAAGAGUAAGAUGAUUGCACAUUAAAAAAUAAUUGUAACAUUUUCCUUGUAUCUUCCAAAUGUUUGGUAAAACUGGGGUUAAACAUGACAUGGGUUAUAAAAAUCAACAUUUUCUUCUACUUCUUUAUUACUCUAUAUUUUAUUCUUUGUUGUAUUUUGCAUUUCAAAAUAGUUAUCUAUAUACAAUUAGGUUUACAAUCUGAUGAAAGGAAUCUGUGGUAUAUUGACAAAAUGUAAAAUAAAUUUUUUAAAACUCUCA
Messenger RNA from Dicentrarchus labrax (European seabass), 2174 nucleotides. Its product is annotated as nuclear factor 7, ovary-like. The record is from RefSeq and is a predicted model, not a curated record. The transcript has 2 exons. The coding region runs from base 118 to 1515 and encodes 465 amino acids. NCBI's taxonomy places the organism in Eukaryota, Metazoa, Chordata, Actinopteri, Moronidae. Gene Ontology annotation, molecular function: protein binding; zinc ion binding.